Molecule: messenger RNA, 1800 nt
Organism: Colletotrichum orchidophilum
Lineage: Eukaryota; Fungi; Ascomycota; Sordariomycetes; Glomerellales; Glomerellaceae
Product: multicopper oxidase
Exons: 5
Coding region: 1-1800 (599 amino acids)
Molecular function (GO): oxidoreductase activity; copper ion binding
Source: RefSeq, a predicted model, not a curated record
AUGAAGCCUACAGUAUUAGCAGCCUUGAGGUUGUGCGGCCUCCUUUCGGGGAUCUCGCAGACAGUUCAUGCCUUCUCGGAGACUGCGGCAUAUGUUUCCAAAACUGCGCCUACUCCAACUUGCCUGCCGCGGUAUCUGGGGGCUGAAUCGAGCACAAAAAAAGCUAGCCCGCCGUGGGGUAACCGGACAUGCGAAUCUGACCCUGAAAAUGUGCCUGACACUGGCGUCGUACGGAAAUACGAGUGGACGAUACAACGAGCUGUCCUAGCACCAGAUGGAUUUGAACAGACGCUUCUUACUGUCAAUGGCCAAUUCCCUGGACCUCUCGUUGAAGCCAAUUGGGGUGACAUUGUAGAGAUCACCGUCCACAACAACAUCACAGACCCGGAAGAAGGCACAGCAAUGCAUUGGCAUGGCAUACACCAGCAGGGGACUGGACUCAUGGACGGAGUCAGCGGUAUCACACAAUGCCCCAUUGUGCCUGGCGGUAGCUUCACGUAUCGAUGGAGAGCCAGUACGUAUGGCUCAACCUGGUACCAUGGUCAUCACGCAUUGCAAUAUGGCGGAGGGUUGUGGGGUCCUAUGGUCAUUUAUGGCCCUUCCCACGUCAAAUACGACCUCGACCUGGGCCCUGUUACACUGUCCGACUACUAUCACUACCCUUAUGAGACAAUCGCCAGGGAUGCGAUCUCAACCAGUAACGACACCAAUGUGUACGCACCACAGUCGAACAACCACCUAAUCAACGGAAUGAACCACUUCAAUUGCUCCCUGGCCCCCGCGAACGCGACUUGCAAGAGUGAUGCUCCACGCGCAUCCUUGAGGUUCAAGUCUGGCAAGGUUCACAAGCUCCGACUGAUCAACACAAGUGUUGAAGCUAUGCAGAUCUUUUCCAUCGACGGCCACAAGCUCAUUGUUACCACGAUGGACUUUGUACCUGUGGAGCCUUACGAAGUGGAAUACAUCAUCUUGGGCGUUGGAAUGAGAGCUGAAGUUCUCGUCAAUGGUGAUGGAGACCCGAAGCGGUCUUACUACAUGCGCUCGAGGAUCCAAUGUGCUGCCACCAAAGUCAAUGAGACACUUGGAACAAUCUAUUACGACGAGACGCCUACCACGGUUGUUCCGGCCACGAAGACCGUUGAGGCUCUGCCAAACUUCUCUUCGACAUGCGGUGAUCCUGAUCUUCACAAGAAGAAGCCGAUUUACAAGAAAAGGGUUGCCAAGCCUGAUCUGACUCUCCUCUACGACAUCGAGUUCAGACCAAACGCCACCGGAAAUCACCAAUGGUUAAUGAACAACGUCACUUUCCUAGCCGACUGGAGUCGCCCAUUGUAUAUCGAGGCUGUGGAUGGGCAUACCGAGUAUCUCAAGGACCCCCAACACAUCUUGGCGACGAUUCCUGAUGAUGUCCGCCACGUGCGAGUGGUCCUCAAUAACCACUUCUCCGUCCAUCCAAUGCAUAUCCACGGCGGGGACUUCCAGAUCUUGAGCGAAUCGGAUGGGUUCUACAACGGCAGUCUGAAGUACCCCAAGAACCCGGCCCGCGCUGACACGGAACUUCUCCGGCGUAAAGGCAAUCUCGUCGUUCAGUUUGAAGCGAAGAACCCGGGAGUAUGGAGCUUCCACUGCCAUACUGCGUGGCAUGCUAGCGUUGGCCUCUACAUCAACUUCUUGGUUAAGCCCAAGACAGUUCGGCAGGAUAAGAUCCCUGAAGAUGUGCGCGAGAUAUGCGCAGCUUGGGAUGACUACAGACAAUUGAAUGGCGAGGGUGCUUUACCGUUUGAUAGUGGGCUACGAUAA